UAGAGUGCUGAUGAUUGCACAUUUUACAGUGUGAUCAUUUGAGGCUGAAUAGACCCAAUACGAGUUCUGAUAUUAUCUGCUGCUGAUUUUAGACGUGCCCGGGAAUCAAAGUCUGUUUUCCAAGUUCAUGGUGAAAUGCACUUUCCACUAUACCACCACUCACCAGAAUGUUAAUAACAUACACACAUAGCAGCCAGCCGCAUCACGGUAGCAGACACACACACUGAAUGUGAGGAAUGUCAAUAUUUGACUGUACCAUGAGUACUGGCUGCUGGAGAUAAAAAUGGGUGGUCUGUCACUCCAUGUUCACAGUUUGAGGACGUGCCUUCAAAUUAUUGGGACUGUGGUGCACAGAAGUUGCUGGAUCUGGCAGACGUGAGAGUCGUUGGCGAGGAGCGGAGACAUCAGAUGCAUGAGCAGUGAUGAUGAGGUAACACAGGCGAGACCGGAGGCUCUGCACAGGACUAGGCCUCACCACGCCACUCUGUUAGGACAAAGAGCGUGAUAACGAAUCAACAUCCUACGGAUUCGAGCUAAGUGAGUCAACUUUUGGUGCACCCUACGACUUGAGCUGUGCGUUCACUCUGCUGACUGCCCUACAACACAGAACGACAAGAUGGGGCUGCUGGCUGAUGAUGUCGCAACUUCGCCAGAAUGGAAAUCCUUGAUAAUGAGUCAAAUGCUGAUCAGCCUGGCCCUGAUCUGUAUGGUGUUCCUAACCGUACGGGCUGCCCUGCAAGUAGUGGGGUCAACAAUCUGCCCAGUGGGCUUCCCUCCUGGUCCUAAACCAUUACCGUUGCUGGGGAACAUCACUGCCUUUAUUUGCAAUAAUCCCCACAUUGCCAUGCAAGAAUUGGCCAAAAAAUAUGGAGAAGUCUGCACCAUAAUGUUGGGGAGUACGCCUGUUGUGUUGGUGAGCGGCUACGAGGCAGUCAAAGAGGUCCUGGUGAAUCGAGGUCAUGAGUUUGCUGACCGACCAAUAACUCCCAUUUUUACUAAACUCACUCAGAAUAUUGGUAUCGCAUUAGCACCCUAUGGAGACCCAUGGAAGCAGCAGCGCAGAUUUGCUUUGUCAACAUUGCGCAAUUUUGGCUUCGGAAAGGCAACAAUAGCUGACAAAAUAUCGAUAGAAGCGAAGUACCUAAUAGAAACUUUCAAACAGGAAACCUCAGCGUUUGACCCUCACUUGAAUUUAAACAAUGCACUGGGCAACAUAAUUUGCUGCCUCCUGAAUAGGAACCGAUAUGAUUAUGACAAUGAGCAGUUCCAAAAGCUUACGCACCUCCUUGAGUAUCUCGUGCAGUUACAAGCAGAGCCGCUGGUAAUACUGUGUAAUGUAUUCCCAUUUCUGCUAAAGUUGCCUGGGCCAUGGCAGAAAGUAUUCCAUAUUCACACAAAGUUGCAAUGCUUGCUCAAUGAUAUAGUAUCUGAGCAUCGUGCCACAAAAGAUCAACACAACCCCAGGGACCUGAUUGACUCAUAUCUAGCUCAGAUUGAUAAGGAGAAGGACAAUCCCAACAGCAGCUUUACUCACCAAUCCCUCAUUCAGAUUUUGAUAGAACUUUUCAUCGGUGGCCUGGAGACAACCUCCAACACACUACGCUGGGGCCUCCUCUUCAUGAUGAUGAACCCCGACAUUCAAGCCCGAUGUCAUGGGGAGAUUGACAGAGUUGUGGGAUCCGAGCGACCACCAUGUAUGACGGACAGACGCAGCCUGCCUUACUUGGAUGCUGUGAUCCAUGAGAUACAGCGCUUUGGUAACGUUCUUCCACUUGGAGUUCUGCACGCUACAUCUAAAGAUGUGCAGUUCAACGACUACUUGUUUCCAAAGGGAACCCAUGUAAUGGUAAACCUCAUGUCUGCUCUUCACGAUGACAUCCACUGGAAAACACCAAAUAAGUUUAACCCUGAUCACUUCCUUGAUAAAGAUGGCCAGUGUAUCCAGUCGGAUGCUUUCCUGCCAUUCUCUGCUGGUCCCCGUGUCUGUUUGGGGGAAAGUUUAGCCAAGAUGGAGAUCUUCCUCUUCUUCACAUCUCUCUUGCAGCACUUUGAAUUUUACUGGCCCAACUCCGUCUCUCCUCCCACUUUAGCUGCCAAAUUCAGUACCACUCUAUCGCCACUCCCCUAUAAAUUAGGGUUACGCAUACGCAACUCACCGUAGCUAAGACAAGACUAUGAUCCAUAGACGUAUUAAUGUGUAAAACUAAACACCUUUUGUCUUGGCUUUGUACGGACUUUUUUGCAAAUCCUGGAAAUUUUCAUGAGACCAAGGUCCAUAGCUAAAUAUUGUAUUGCCCAGUUGCAGGAAUAGGCAAUUCAAAUUUAAUGAUAUGCAAUAUUAUUCUUUGCUUCAAUAAAUAUACGUAUGUUAGGACUUUAAUACAUCUGCUAUACAGUAUAAAGGAUACUUAAAGUUUCGUAGUUUUUAAUAUUAAUUUUAGGUUUAGUCCCAGUCUCUCGGCUCCUGGAGUAAUGCCUCUGUCAACAUACUUACGUUAAUUACACUCACUAUAUCCAUAUGUAGUGGAGUAGACAAUACACAUGGGUAAGUUGGCCAUAUACAGUACACACAAACAGUGUGGGUCAUGUAAGUUCGA
Molecule: messenger RNA, 2597 nt
Organism: Petromyzon marinus (sea lamprey)
Lineage: Eukaryota; Metazoa; Chordata; Hyperoartia; Petromyzontiformes; Petromyzontidae
Source: RefSeq, a predicted model, not a curated record